AUGUCGACCUUCGAUGGCAUUAUAGAAGUUGACUACUUCCGGAAAUGCCCCGAGCGGCCGGCGCCACUAGCUUGUUUCCUUAGCCAUGUGCAUAGCGAUCAUUUACAGGGCCUGGAGUCCUUUCGGGCACCAUUCAUCUACUGUUCGCCAGCCACACGAGAGCUGCUCCUCCGGUUUGAAAAGUAUCCCCAUCGGAUGAACUUUAAUAAAGGCAUCUUAGAGUCACGCCGAUUGCACUAUAAGCAUCUUGCAAAGCUUCUGCGCCCAAUUCCACUGAAUACCCCAACGGAUAUUGAACUCACACCCCGACGUAGUAUCAAGGUGACAUUGUUUGAUGCCAACCAUUGCACCGGGGCUGUGAUGUUUCUAGUUGAACGGGACGGGAAGGCAAUUAUCUACACUGGUGACAUCCGAGCCGAGACAUGGUGGGUGAGCAGCUUGGUCCGUCACCCGGUCUUGAUACCGUAUACUCUAGGACAAAAACGACUAGAUAAGUUGUAUCUAGACUCUACCUUUGCAAGCAAGACAAAUCCAUUCUGCGAGUUUCCCUCCAAAGCGGAGGGACUGUCUGAGCUGCUGCAGAAAGUCCAGGCUUAUCCUGACCAUACAGUCUUCUACUUCCGUGCGUGGACGUUCGGCUACGAGGAUGUCUGGAUAGCGCUCUCGGCUGCGCUGAACACAAAGAUCCAUGUGGAUCGUUACCAGAUGGGACUUUAUCGGUCUCUGGUCCAGACUCCAGGCAAUAGGGGAGUUAGUGAAGCUCCUGCUCUAUGUGGCUUUGACCUGGGAAACAGAGCUGUAACAGGCUGUCUAAGCAACAACGAGUCAAGUCGAAUCCACAGUUGUGAGCCUGGAGUCUCGUGCCCGGCAGCUCGCGGCACCAAUACAGUCUACAUUGUGCCUAUUGUGAAUCGCACAACCGGUGGUGCGGAAAUUCCCGAGGUCGGUGCGGGUGGUGGCAUUGGGGAUCUGUACCAAACACAUGAACUCGAGCUGCCAGAUGAAUAUGCAUUGGCCGAGUUGGAGAAGUUGUGUCUCAAACAUGUCCAGGAUAAACAAGCCCUUUCGCAGGUGCGAAGCGCCCUUCUGGAUGCGUUCCGGUCGAGAAAGAAAGCACUCUCGCUUGAUACAUAUGGCGUGAAGGAGAAGGGAGAAAUUUCGUUGAAGAAUCUGGUGACCGCUCUAAGCCAUGGUCCAUCUGAUACCUCCAAACGGUCAUCCCAGCCAGAUCUGCCUAACACGAUACGUUUUCCAUAUUCACGACACUCUUCUUACUCCGAGCUAUGUGAGCUCGUAGCUGCCUUCCGGCCCAAGGACAUCCAUCCAUGCACCGUGGAUCCAACGACCUGGAGCGAAGACGUCUCCAUCAGACGUUUGUUCGGCCAUCUCUGUUCAGGAACUGAUUUUUCGCACGACACCUACAUGCGGCAGGUUGUAGCCAAUGAUGUUGACGACGAGGGAGAUUUGCGCGCAAGAAAAAGGGCCCGAUACGACAUGGACCUCUCCACACAGUCCACACAAGAAACCAGUAGUGGCAUUGAAGAUUUCAGUCUUGGUGCCGCCGAUGCAAGCCAGCAUCACGAUCGGAAGCAGGAAUCUCUACCUCAUUUCAGUCAAUCUGAAGAGGCGGCCAGAGUUAAGCGCAACGAAAUCCGUCAAGCACACCGCUAUCUUCAAGAGCAUGCAGAACCUGCGCUUUUUCAAGUCAAUCCUCUCCCGUCUACAUGGCCAACAGAAAAAGAAGAUAGGUUCGAUCCGGCCAGUGACGAGGGCAGUAAAGAAGUGGAUACGCUCAUACCUGGCCAGCCAGAUUUAGAACCUUCGGCUACAGGUCUCCGACCCAGGUCCGACCCAAGCACAUCUACAAGAAUCAUUGAUCUAACUGGCGAUGGUACCACGUCUCCUCGUCUAAUCCAACAAACAGACAGUCAACACACUGACAUACUGUCUCUCUCCAUCUCCGAGUCAGCGUUUGACUCUCCGGACCGAAAUUCCGUUGAGAAUGUGCUACCGGACUCAGCUCGAAGAGAAGAAACCCUGAAUCGCUCACGCCGUGCACGUGUUGCUGCUUACCUAGCGGCGCGCGAAGAUACUUUCUCUGCGUGGACGGAUGUGUCGCUUGUUUCGGCGGGUGAUAAUCAUGGCGAGGAGGAGAUUGAGUUAUAG
Messenger RNA from Penicillium egyptiacum, 2166 nucleotides. Lineage: Eukaryota; Fungi; Ascomycota; Eurotiomycetes; Eurotiales; Aspergillaceae. The record is from the annotation of a GenBank genome assembly.